CUGGCCUAACGUCAAAGUCAAGCUUCAACUUCAAAGAAUUUCCACUUUCUGUGCAUCUCGAAUUUAUUAUAUUUAUUUAUCUCCAUUUACGUAAUGUAAUUACAAUAUGAGCUAAUAUAAAUAUACAAAUUAUUAGCUCUUAUUUGUAAAGGUCAUCGCUUUUAACCCUAGAAAUGAGAUGACGACGAUGACAUAACCUACACGGCUCCGGCUCAUCAAUUAAUACAACACGUGUGUUCUGUUCAUUCCAAAAAAAAAGAUUGCUCAUAUUUUUAAGACUCUUUUACCUAGGAAAUUGUAAAAAACUGUAAUCAUAAAAAUGGAGGGUGACACUAUUAAGGAAAACUUACUCAUCGGAAUGGGAAAUCCACUUUUAGAUAUAUCAGCUGUUGUAGACAAAGCAUUUUUAGAAAAGUACGAAUUGCUAGAAAACGAUGCGAUAUUGGCUGAUGAGAAACAUAAAAACUUAUUCAAGGAACUCACAGAACAAUACCAAGUAAGUUACAUUGCAGGUGGAAGUGUUCAAAACACCUUAAGAGUGGCCCAAUGGUUACUGGGAAAAUGUAAUGUAACGACAUUUUUUGGCUGUGUAGGAAAAGACAAAUACUCAGAAAUACUGUAUGAGAAUGCCUCAAAUGCUGGAGUGAAUGUCAGAUACCAGUAUAAUGAAACAACACCUACAGGUACAUGUGCAGUUUUAAUCACAGACCACAACAGAUCUCUAGUAACUACCCUAGACAGUGCCAACUGCUUCACAACUGACCACCUAAAAGAUCCUGUCAACAUGAAUUUUAUAGAAACAGCCCAGUUUUAUUACGUGUCUGGAUUUUUUUUGACUGUCAAUCCUGCUGCACAAAUGGAGAUGGCAAAAGUGGCUUUAGCUAAAAACCGUCCGUUUAUGAUGAAUUUAAGUGCCCCUUUUAUCUGUCAACUUUUCAGUCAAGCAUUCCAAGAUGCAAUGCCUUAUAUUGAUGUUCUCUUUGGGAAUGAAUCUGAAGCUGAAACAUUCGCAACCAGCCUCAAUUUAGGGACUAAAAAUUUAGAAGAAAUUGCCCUAAAAUUAUCUGCAUUGCCUAAACAAAACCAAGAUAGAAAAAGAAUCGUAAUAAUAACACAAGGUGUUGAUCCCAUAAUUGUUGCAAGUGAUGGAAAAAUUACUAAAUAUCCUGUAAAAAAGUUGCCAGAAGAAAAAAUUGUUGAUACCAAUGGAGCUGGAGAUGCUUUUGCAGGAGGAUUUUUAUCUCAAUACAUUUUAGGACGUACCUUAGAAGUUUGCAUCAACUGUGGAGUUUGGGCUGCUACAGAAAUUAUACAGAGAAAUGGAUGUACUUUUGAGGGACUACCUAAUUUCUCAUGUUAAGCAAUAGUUUAGAUUAUUGUUCACUCUAGAAUUGAUCUGUAUUUUCAUAAUAUUAUAUUAUCGACCCUCUAAAAUGCAAUACUUAGACAUAAAGGAUCUCUGUGAUUAAUAUUAUGACACCACUUUUAAUAGAAAUUUACAAAAAAAAAAAAAUAUAUUUUAUAAUUUUUUUUUUUUUUUCAAUAUGCAAAGAUAGAUUUAAAUCACAAUAAAUGUUUAUACAGUAUAAUAA
Psylliodes chrysocephalus is the source of this 1592-nucleotide messenger RNA. The record is from the annotation of a GenBank genome assembly. NCBI's taxonomy places the organism in Eukaryota, Metazoa, Arthropoda, Insecta, Coleoptera, Chrysomelidae.